AUGUCUCCAUAUAAAUUGGUAUUUGGAAAAGCUUGUCAUCUUCCGGUGGAACUCGAACAUAAGGCGUUGUGGUCCUUGAAAAAGUUGACUCUAGAAUGGGGUGAUGCCUCAAACUUGAGGUUGGAGCAGAUUAACGAGCUCGAUGAAUUUCAACUGAAAGCAUAUGCGAGUUCUGCACUCUACAAGACCCUCAUGAAACACUUCUAUGACAAGAUCUUGCAAAGAGAGUUCAGCAUCGGGGAUCGCGUAUUGUUGUUCAACUCCAGGCUCCGGUUAUUUUCUGGAAAGUUGAAAUCCAAAUGGCCUGGCCCGUUUGGAAUCACACAAGUGUUCUCAUCCGGAGCAAUUCAAUUUGUUUGCCCAAGUGGUAAUAAAAUCAAAGUGAAUGGGCAAAGGGUGAAACAUUACUGGGGAUCUCAGAAUGAAUCAAAGAUUAUUGAGGUCUUCCUCCUUAAUGAGCCAUGA
Molecule: messenger RNA, 465 nt
Organism: Lycium barbarum (goji berry)
Lineage: Eukaryota; Viridiplantae; Streptophyta; Magnoliopsida; Solanales; Solanaceae
Exons: 1
Coding region: 1-465 (154 amino acids)
Source: RefSeq, a predicted model, not a curated record